CUACAUGCUCUGGUAUAUCGAUGGCAUAAAGACACAUCCUCUGUGAACAAAAAUGGGGGCAUCUGGUUCCUGACAGACCACGUGACUUCGGAGUCUGAUCUCCAUGGUUACUCUCGAAUCGAUGGAAUGGCUGCUCUGGUGCCAGGAAUUAGCUGUCCUAAAUUUAGUAUACCUGCAAGCUGCGUAAAACCACGAACGGAAGCCGGGGGAAGACAUCGGGAUUUUUCGCUCCAAGACCUUCUUGUCUAUCUUUCUUGAAGUGGACAAGAAGUAAAAUUAUGUUCUCUCUUGAACCAGGAAGUGACCGUGUUAUCUAUCAUAAGUGAUGUAAACAAAAGUAGAUAAAGGGAGAUGUGUGAAAAGGACGGAUGAAGUAUUUUGUUGGUCACGUGUUUCGUGAGUCAAAUUUGUUUAUAUCGAAAAAAGGGAAUUCUGUCAAGUGUUUAUUAUGAUUGGCAAGCUGAUUAGAUGACAGACUAACUGAUGGAAUACAUCAAUUACGUCCUUGUCUACGAAGAUCCUAAAUAUAACAACAAAGAAAAUGACAGCCACGAAGAGCGGUUGGAAAGUCUUCGUCGCCGCUUUGUCAUUGGAAUGCGAAAAGAGAAUCUGUCGGUGCAAGAAGAAAGGGUGGGGAAACACAUGUUCAUCAAAGUUUCUUGCCCACUGGAGCGAAUGUACAAAGAAGCUGAGGCAUUCCGAGUUGAACUGCCAUUGCUGGGGUUAGUUAUACAGAAUCCAGAACAACAACAAGAGGCAAUGAUUGAAAGAAAAAUGAAAAAAUUGUUCAGUGAAACAAAACGAACGAAGAACUCAGUGUGUGCACCAUUUCAAAAGGACUGUAUAGAACUGUUUACAGAUUCAGAUCAUCCCAAUGAAUGCAUUUUAUGGUCUUCAAUCAGAUGUUUAUUAGUUUACAAUAUACUUAGCAAUAUAAACAUAUCAAGACAUAAUGACAAUGAUGAAUUACCGGAAAAAAUUGGUCUAUCGUACCUAUUAAUGAUGAGGGCUUUUAAAGACGGAUUCACCCUCCACGAUCCAUCUAUCAUAGAACCCGUCAGUCUGAGCGAAAUUCGACGGAGGGUGGAGGACCUCCGGGACGAGACGCCCCCCACAGACCUGCGCAGAGAACUGAGUAGAAAAUGGGGUGGCCCAUGCAGCAGGCAGCCCAUCCACGAAAUCAGAGAUUACUUCGGUGAAAAAAUCGCUUUCUACUUUGCUUGGGUGUCCACUCUCAUGGCCUCUCUAUGGAUACCGGCUAUUCUCGGAGUUGGAGUUUUUGCUUAUGGUCUCACUGAAAGGUUGGAAAAUGUUGAGGCAAAGGGCAUGAUAUACGUCAUAGAAAUAGUGAAGCAAUCAAGUGACAACAAUCUGACGCCAGGAUUUGCCGCCAUCAUUUGCCUAUGGGGUACAAUAUUUAUGGAAGUUUGGAAAAGAAGACAAAUAUCUCUGGCUCGUCAAUGGUAUGUCGACAACUUCGAUAACGUAGAGCCGGAUAGACCCCAGUUUUAUGGAACCAAGGGACACAUUAAUCAGUUUACUAAGCAGUUUAUCCUUCAUUAUCCAUUUCAGAAAAGAAUACUCAAAUAUACUGUUUCUCUUUCCGUUCUGUUGUUUAUGGUGAUGUUGGUCUUUAUCAGUGUUACGUCCGUCAUUCUAUAUCGAGUUUACAUGACGAUAUCCUUCUGUACGGAAGGCGAUAAUGUGUGUGACUUACUGCAUGGAACCAUUUUGGCCACCUUCUACAACACUUUGUCCAUUAUGCUCUUAGGGAGGAUAUAUGAAUAUAUUGCGGAGAAAUUAACGAAUUGGGAAAACCAUCAAACCCUCAGUGCGCACAAUGAUGCCCUCAUCAUCAAACUUUUUGCAUUUCAGUUCGCCAACACUUAUGCAUCUCUCUUUUAUACGGCAUUUUUCAGAAGGGACUUUGGAACAGGAAUAUUGGGUUUAAGCGAAAAAUACGUGGAUAAUUGCGGCCAUAAAGAUAAUGACAAUUGCAUGUCCCUACUGUCUUUCCAACUCCUAAUUCUCAUGAUAGUGAAACCAUUUCCCAAAUUCGCUAAAGAUGUUUUAUUGCCUUUGUUCAAGAAGUGCCUUCGACACUUUCGUUUCAAUGAAAUCGACGACAUAACGACAGAUGAAGGGAUAUCAAAACAAAACUACCUGAUGAGAGAGUAUCAAAAACCAGCUGCUGAAGAUUUUCGGCUGGGCGAGUUCACGGAAAAGAUGAUUCAAUACGGAUAUCUUGUGAUGUUUGCAGCUUCUUUUCCACUAGCCCCGGCACUUGCUUUGCUUUUCAAUAUGAUUGACUUCAAAAUUGAUUCCCGUCGACUUCUCAACUGGAACAGAAGGCCUAUACCUUACAGAGACAAUGACAUUGGUAUAUGGUUCAACAUCAUCAACUUCAUCAACAUCUGUGGUGUCAUUAGUAACGCCUUUCUCAUUGCCUUUACUUCAGAAAUAGGGAGGGGCUUCAGCUUAUACAUGCAGUUCGCAUUUGUCAUCGGAUUUGAGCAUUUCAUUUUUGUCAUGAAGUUCCUGCUAACUCUCAUCAUUCCUGAUGUUCCUACAUGGGUGCAAAAUUCAAUAAAAAAGGAAAGGUACCUCGUUUCUUACCUAAUGUCCAGGCUGAAAUUCAACCCUCAAUACGGCGAAGGAAUGCAGCGGAGAAAAAUGGUUAUACCUGAAGAAACCGCAGAAUGUGGUGACAUUCCACUCGAAAUAAGGAACUGCCACCCUAAUGGGAUACCCAAGUCUCGUUGGAGUUGCUAAGUGUUCAAAAAUAGUUUCGUAUAGCUAAUUUCAAGUUGCAAUUUUAUAUUUCGAACUGAAUUUUCGGUGACUAAGAGAAUUGAGAGAGAGAGAGAGAUAAGGGCUGCUAAUAGAAAAUAGGUUUUGUCAUACGGGAAGACGGCUAGUUUAGUUCUGAAGGAACUUUAUUACUUUUAUGAUCAUUGUUGCCAUACAUUGCAUUUGGUUUUUUCAUUAUCGUUGUACAGGCUUCCAUUUUGUCCACAUUAACAUUUUUGCGAAUGCUGUUGCUAUAAUUUAUGUUCGUAUUUUAGUUGCAUUGAAGACCUCAGAUAUUUGUAAUAUCUUUUUUAUAUUUUUUGUGUUAUCACUCUCACCAUGUAUUACAUUUUAAAAUUUUAUUUAUACAUAUUUUGGUUGCAUUAUUUUAUAUUUUAGUUGCAUUGAAGACCUCAGAUAUUUUCAUUAUCUUUUAAAUAUUUUCUGUAUUAUCACUCUCACCAUGUAUUGCAUUUCAAAAUUUUUGUUUAUAUUCUUGACGAUCUCAUAUGCACUUUUUCAUUGUAUGUCUGUAGGUAUUUGUGAUUGUGUAUGUUUGUAUCUGCAAGAAAACCUUUCGUGUUUUAUUUACCACGUUAGCCGUCACGUCUUUUAACGAUUACUGACACAAAACUUUCCGUUCAGGCAGCGGGUUUCGUCGGUGACCGACGGUAUAAAAUACGAAGUGAAAUUAAAAAAUUACAAUGCUAGUGACUACAGGGUUCUAUCAUUAAUGUAAUUAAACGUUGCUAAUCAAAACUCUAAUGCAUUUUGUUGAAAUAGUUUAAACGAUGAAACGUUUAACCUUCAAUGCCUUCGCAAUGCGUAACUGGAAUUUUUUCAUAAAUGCUUGUGGCAGCUAACAUGUUAAUUUAAUAAUUGCAAUCGAUCAAGAGGAAAAAUCUCAUUUUCUUUCUUUAUUUUGCAAGUGUAAACCUUUUUGAGGACUGUUCAACCAAAAACAUAUUCUUAUGCAAAGGUCCGAAUUUUCAAUAAAAAUUGAACACAUGCGUUUUGGAGGUAAAGAAAUUCCUUCCUCAUGACUUAAAAUUGAAAAAAUUGACGAAAAUAGCUUUGAUUGUCAUCCCUCAUUAAGAACUGAAGAUUGAACUUCUUGUAAGGGGGAAAAUACCUGUACCCAUUUUCAAUACAAUUGCCAGGUUGCAAAUCACAGUUUCCUGUGGAUUACUAUUUGAAGCUCGAUUGAUAAUAAAAUUCUCCUUGUUUUUCUUCAUUAACACGAUAGAAAAAAGUAAACAAUUUAAACUUGAAAUUAAUUGUUUGCAAUUUCACUUUUUGUACUCUUGUACCCUAGAAUUAAUGUUCUACUCUUUAAUUGAACUAUUUAAGUUCUACUAUUUAAGUUCUGAAACUAGCAACGAUAAAACAUAAGUAAAAAAUCCUACAUGUAUUUGAAUCGAUGAGUUCGAAAACCAGUCUCUUUUGGCAAAACCCAGGAGAGGACUCGUUUAUGAAUUUUUCGAUUCAUUUGUACUCGAGUACAGAAACAUGGGGAGGUUAGCGAGUACUUAUUCCGAAGACAAGAAAGUCAUGUAAAUAGUUACAUAUUAUGUGUAUUUACUUACUAUAUGUUGUUGUGUCCAGUUUAUUAUUCCGAUGUCGCGAUUGACCCUGUUCCUUACGUUACCACAAGUCAGAACUCAGAUGGAUGUUUUAAAAAUAAAACUGCCAAUUUUCCUGUUCUGAAUAAGAAUUUAUGAACUGUUAUGUAUAAAUUAAAUUCAUCUUAUGUAUCAAAUACUUAUGUAUAAAAUGGAAUAUUUAUAUAUUGCCAUAAUGUUAAUGCUUCAAAUUGAUUUUGAAAUGCUGUUAGUUUCUAAAACUGAAAGAUGAUAAAUUUUGUACAGAUGUUACUCAGAAGUUAUUUGUAUAAAAGAGCUUAUAUCAUUGGAAAUUUCUAAACUUUGUUUGUUACAGUUAACAAAUGUUUACAUCCUUUAUCAUGCAUGUGCUGCAAAAUUUGCUACCGUUGACAAAUGUCUAUUAAUUAUACCCUGGAUACACUAUGCAAGAUUUUCUGUAUAAUAAACAAUGUAACAGAACAGCAUCUCUUCUAAUACUACAAGAGAUACUGUUCUGUUACAUCAAGUUCAUUUUUUAAACAUUUUAUUGAAAUUUUAUGAACCAAAAUAAAAUUUUUUGUAACUUAGAAAAAAAGAAUUUGCCUUAAAAAUGUGAAGUCCCUCAAAAUAAAUAUUUAUGUAAAAGAAUUUGCCUUAAAAAUGUGAUGUCCCUCAAAAUAAAGAUUUAUGUCUUUCAUUAGCAAAUCCUGUCUCGUUCAAUUCCUUAAUUUUUCUGUGUUUCUAACAGUUAUCAAUUUUUCUCUGCGUAUUCUUGAAUCUCUCCUUUUCGUUUUCUUUUUUUACUUCCGAUUUUUUUCUUUUCAGUUUUUCCCAAUCUCAGAUUUUCUUCUUACUAAAGUUUUUUUUAAACUUCCGAUUUUCUUAUUUUCAUUUGUCCUCUUCUCCUGAUUUCUUCUUUUUAAAUGCAGCUUAAAAGUUUCCCUUUAACAUGGAAUGUUGAUGGUAUUAUUCAAAACGAAAGUAAUGAAUGAUUUGGAACAGGAGUUCCCAAUCUGGGUGCCGCGGCACCCUGAGGAGCCACAACAAGAGGUGAGGGAUUCCGCGCAUGGUAUCAAUAUAUAUAUGUAUAUAAAGGAGGUAGACUUAGGUGCCGUGGGAA
Uloborus diversus is the source of this 5493-nucleotide messenger RNA. RefSeq names its product anoctamin-8-like. Gene Ontology annotation, molecular function: chloride channel activity; protein dimerization activity. Lineage: Eukaryota; Metazoa; Arthropoda; Arachnida; Araneae; Uloboridae. Gene Ontology annotation, cellular component: plasma membrane. The transcript has 17 exons. The record is from RefSeq and is a predicted model, not a curated record. Bases 484 to 2772 code for a protein of 762 amino acids. Gene Ontology annotation, biological process: chloride transmembrane transport.